GACUGCGGACACAGUACAGGGAUGACCAGAGACUGCGGACACAGUACAGGGAUGACCAGAGACUGCGGGGACAGUACAGGGAUGACCAGAGACUGCGGACACAGUACAGGGAUGACCAGAGACUGCGGACACAGUACAGGGAUGACCAGAGACUGCGGACACAGUACAGGGAUGACCAGAGACUGCGGACACAGUACAGGGAUGACCAGAGACUGCGGACACAGUACAGGGGAUGACCAGAGACUGCGGACACAGUACAGGGAUGACCAGAGACUGCGGACACAGUACAGGGAUGACCAGAGACUGCGGACACAGUACAGGAGAUGACCAGAGACUGCGGACACAGUACAGGGAUGACCAGAGACUGCGGACACAGUACAGGGAUGACCAGAG
Molecule: messenger RNA, 393 nt
Organism: Staurois parvus
Lineage: Eukaryota; Metazoa; Chordata; Amphibia; Anura; Ranidae
Source: the annotation of a GenBank genome assembly